AAAAAAACAGAAAGUGGAGGAAAGCCCAGUGCGCAGUAGCGGAAAUAGAUGACGGGUCGUGAGGGAGAGCGGAAGAGGGUGUCUGGAGAUCACAAACAUGAACAAGCUGAAAUCCUCACAGAAGGAUAAAGUUCGCCAGUUCAUGAUUUUCACCCAGUCCAAUGAGAAAACCGCACUAAACUGUUUGUCUCAGAAUGAAUGGAAACUAGAGGUCGCCACAGACAACUUCUUCCAGAAUCCCGAACUCUAUGUACAAAACCUAAAGGGGUCGUUUGACAAGAAAAAGUUAGAACAGCUCUACAAUCGGUACAGAGACCCUCAUGAUGACAAUAAGAUUGGUAUAGAUGGCAUUCAGCAGUUCUGUGAUGACCUGGGUCUCGAUCCAGCCAGUAUAAGUGUGCUACUGAUUGCCUGGAAGUUUCGUGCUGCAACGCAAUGCGAGUUUUCAAAGCAGGAAUUCAUGGAUGGAAUGACAGAACAAGGAUGUGACAGCAUAGAGAAGCUUAAAGCACAAUUACCCAAAAUGGAGCAGGAGUUAAAGGACCAAGGGAAAUUUAAAGACUUCUAUCAGUUUACCUUCAACUUUGCAAAGAAUCCUGGACAGAAAGGAUUGGAUUUAGAAAUGGCAAUCGCCUACUGGAAUUUAGUACUGGCUGGACGCUUCAAAUUCCUAGACCUGUGGAACACAUUUUUAGUGGAGCACCAUAAGAGAUCCAUCCCCAAAGACACUUGGAACCUCUUGUUAGACUUCAGCACAAUGAUAACCGACGACAUGUCCAACUACGAUGAGGAGGGAGCAUGGCCAGUACUUAUUGAUGAUUUUGUGGAGUUUGCUCGACCGCACAUCGGGACCAAGAGCACAGCCGUCUAGGCCUUUAAGGUCCUAUCGAGGGCCAUCUGGACCUCUGCUUUGGCUCCCAGAGCACAGAGAACUGGACUAAAAUCUACAUUGCCUUUCCAACCCUCAGGAUCGAGACGUCUGUGUACAGCAAAGACAUUUCUAAGACGCGUCUCCUCUUCAGUCAUCUAGCGGUGGUUUGGGCUUUUUAAAUCGUAAAUUUUGGAUGUGUGCCACUUUUGUGUCAACCCAACUCAGCAGAAGCUGGUUCGAGCUCUGGGACCUCAUCAUGCUUUCCCCAGAAGGGCAAAGGCUAAAACCCAACAGACACUCAGACAUGCCGAAAUUCAUCAACUAUUAAAUCAUAAUUUUAAUACUC
Astyanax mexicanus (Mexican tetra) is the source of this 1217-nucleotide messenger RNA. It is a transcript of the gene dcun1d1, whose product is annotated as DCN1, defective in cullin neddylation 1, domain containing 1 (S. cerevisiae). Gene Ontology annotation, biological process: positive regulation of ubiquitin-protein transferase activity; protein neddylation. Lineage: Eukaryota; Metazoa; Chordata; Actinopteri; Characiformes; Acestrorhamphidae. Gene Ontology annotation, molecular function: ubiquitin-like protein binding; cullin family protein binding; ubiquitin conjugating enzyme binding. The transcript has 7 exons. The record is from RefSeq and is a predicted model, not a curated record. Gene Ontology annotation, cellular component: ubiquitin ligase complex. The coding region runs from base 98 to 871 and encodes 257 amino acids.